This is a messenger RNA of Morchella importuna, 663 nucleotides long. RefSeq lists its product as uncharacterized. NCBI's taxonomy places the organism in Eukaryota, Fungi, Ascomycota, Pezizomycetes, Pezizales, Morchellaceae. The record is from RefSeq and is a predicted model, not a curated record. The transcript is spliced from 2 exons. Bases 1 to 663 code for a protein of 220 amino acids.
AUGGUUAUGUCACUUGUCCGAUCCGAUGCGCUCGCCGUCGGUGAAGAGCAGCUCGCUCUCUAUCAAGAUGAGCUCACCAACCACCUCGAGGAGCAAGACGAGGUGGAGACAUAUCUCAAAAACUCCUUCAGGGACCGCUUGCACCAUGUCUACAAGUUGGCUUUCCACCGCAAGCGCUUGAGCGAUGCCGGAUACGACCCCAUCACCGGAACCACUGCGCGCGGCGACGUCGACGCCGCCACAAUUCAGAGACACGUCUCCUGGCUCAACGGUAUUGCUUUGUAUUUCAACGAGGUCGAUACAGAGCGUGCGGAGAAGGGGGCAGACUGGCAAAGGUUGAAGUUCGAGCUGCCGUAUAUCCUCAGGGAUAUCAAGGAGGCGGAGGAGAGGAUUGAGACGGUCAAGGGGAUGACAGAGUGGGAGCUGAUGGAGGAGGCUAGGAUUGCCAGGGAGAUAGCUGAAGCGCACGAGAGAAUGAUGCGUGCAGCUGCUGAGGCUAGCGCGAGGUGCGUUGACCCUGGUGAGUUCACCUUAUGGGAUCUUUGGUCCACCGAUGAUGAGAUGGACGAGGAGGAGGCGACACAGAAGGAGGAGAAGGGGGAGGAGGAGAAGGAGAAGGAGGAGAAUCAGUCUACUGGAAAUACAACCGAAUUCUCCAAUUAG